Molecule: messenger RNA, 1044 nt
Organism: Lasiodiplodia theobromae
Lineage: Eukaryota; Fungi; Ascomycota; Dothideomycetes; Botryosphaeriales; Botryosphaeriaceae
Exons: 3
Coding region: 1-1044 (347 amino acids)
Source: RefSeq, a predicted model, not a curated record
AUGCCACCCACGGAGGCAUUGGUGUCAGGUGAAGGCUGGAUAUCCGACGAAUCAAGCUUUUAUGGAGACGAUGAGACCGUCAACACUCUGGAGAAGCGCAGCGAUUUAUUCAAUGUGUCAGAGUACUGGUCCACCCAUGAAAACCGCUUGGCAACAGUCGCCUACAAAGCACGUGCUGCUAAGCGUCCUCCCUCGACGCUGAAAGGUACCGAGGAAGAUGGCUCUGCUACUGCGAGCGGAGAGUCGGGCGAGCUCGCUUACCCGAACGAGGGCGAUCCUCUUUGGUACCAACCAUCGGAAACUGUCUCGGAGUUUUUGAAGCGCUGCCCACCCGACACGACCGUACUGGAAGAAAGCGGUAUCCCUUGGUUCUGGGUGGACAAUCCGUACCAAUCAGCUCAUUCCAAGCAGGAUCCCGAUUACCAGGCCUUGAUGGAAUCAGGUAGCCGCUUGCUCGAAGACUAUCGCAAGAAGAGAGAAGAUCUUGAGAAGAAAAACCCAAGCAUGAGAAAGGGUGCCAUCACAAGCAAGUUGAUCAAAGAUCGGCAGAAGCUCAAGCAACAGAUAGCAGAGCUGGCUCGCGAGACGCAUGUCGUGUGCGGCAAGUGGCUGAUCUUUCCCACCUGGGACGACAUACCGAGGCUUUGGAAGCAAGUCUGCCUCGCCGUGCUUGCAAACCGGCUCGGUCCCACCGCGAAGGUGUCGACCAAAAGCAUAAACAAGAAAGACGCAUACGGCGUGAUUAUCAUUUACACUCGGGAUUGUUUUGACGUGAGCGACGUCCGCCGUGUUCUUCUGGCGCUGGUAGACAUCGGCCUAGCGUCUGACAGAGACGACGCACCGAAAAUCUGGUACAAGAUGGACGCGUACACUCAUCUGCAGCUCGACUCUGGGAAUGAGUACAAUCUGCCCGCAAGCCUUUAUUCGAGUACGGAUUUGCUCAAGAGUGAGGGCUCGGCUGCGAAGAGAAAGGUGGAAGAGUUGCACUCUCCACAAUCAAAGUCUAAAGGAAAACAGAAGUCGAUCACGGAUAUGUUCCGUUGA